CCGGUUGUGGUGCCGGCGUCUGAGCAGUCUCGGGGCAGCAGGGCUUUCGCGUGUGUACUGCACUUGCCAUGAGGCUGCUGGGAGCCGCCGUCGCCGGCGCCGCGGCUGUGGGGCGCGGGCCGCUUCCGCGGGUCCCUGCCGCCCUGGGCUGGCAGGGAAGGCAGAUUAAUUGGAAGCCCUGUCGAUGGUGUUCAUCAGGGGUAAUUCCUAAUGAAAAAAUACGAAAUAUUGGAAUCUCAGCUCACAUUGAUUCUGGGAAAACUACAUUAACAGAACGAGUGCUUUACUACACUGGCAGAAUUGCAAAGAUGCAUGAGGUGAAAGGUAAAGAUGGAGUUGGUGCUGUCAUGGAUUCUAUGGAACUAGAGAGACAAAGAGGCAUCACUAUUCAGUCAGCAGCCACCUAUACCAUGUGGAAAGAUGUUAAUAUCAACAUUAUAGAUACUCCUGGGCAUGUGGACUUCACCAUAGAAGUUGAAAGGGCCUUGAGAGUGUUGGAUGGGGCAAUCCUUGUUCUCUGUGCUGUUGGAGGGGUGCAGUGCCAGACCAUGACUGUUAAUCGUCAGAUGAAGCGCUACAAUGUUCCAUUUCUAACUUUUAUUAACAAACUGGACCGAAUGGGCUCCAACCCAGCCAGGGCCUUGCAGCAAAUGAGGUCUAAACUAAAUCAUAAUGCAGCAUUUGUGCAGAUACCCAUUGGUUUGGAGGGUAAUUUUAAAGGUAUUAUAGAUCUCCUUGAGGAACGAGCCAUCUAUUUUGAUGGAGAGUUUGGUCAGAUUGUUCGAUAUGGUGAAAUUCCAGCCGAAUUCAGGACAGAGGCAGCUGACCACCGGCAGGAGCUAAUUGAAUGUGUUGCCAAUUCAGAUGAGCACCUUGGUGAGCUAUUCCUGGAAGAAAAAAUCCCCUCAAUUUCUGAUUUAAAGCUUGCAAUCCGAAGAGCUACUCUAAAUAGAUCAUUUACUCCUGUUUUUUUGGGAAGUGCCUUGAAGAACAAAGGAGUUCAGCCUCUUUUAGAUGCUGUUUUAGAAUAUCUCCCAAAUCCAUCUGAAGUCCAGAAUUAUGCUAUUCUCAAUCAGGAGGAUGACUCAAAAGAGAAAACCAAAAUCUUAAUGAAUUCCACAAGAGACAAUUCCCAUCCAUUUGUAGGCCUGGCUUUUAAGCUGGAGGCAGGUCGAUUUGGACAGUUAACUUAUGUCCGCAAUUAUCAGGGAGAGCUGAAAAAGGGUGACACCAUCUGUAACACGAGGACAAUGAAGAAAGUUCGGGUGCAACGGCUGGUUCGCAUGCAUGCUGACAAGAUGGAGGAUGUUGAGGAUGUAUAUGCUGGUGACAUCUGUGCAUUGUUUGGCAUUGACUGUGCUAGUGGAGACACAUUUACAAACAAAGAUAGCAGUGGCCUUUCUAUGGAGUCAAUUCAUGUUCCUGAUCCUGUCAUUUCAAUAGCAAUGAAACCUUCUAACAAGAAUGAUCUGGACAAAUUUUCAAAAGGUAUUAGCAGGUUUACAAGAGAAGAUCCCACAUUUAAAGUCCACUUUGACACUGAGAGUAAAGAGACAAUUGUAUCUGGAAUGGGAGAAUUACACCUGGAAAUCUAUGCUCAGAGGAUGGAAAGAGAGUAUGGCUGUCCUUGUAUCACAGGAAAGCCAAAAGUUGCUUUUAGAGAGACCAUUACUACCCCUGUCCCGUUUGAUUUUACACAUAAAAAACAGUCAGGUGGCGCAGGCCAGUUUGGAAAAGUGGUAGGUGUACUGGAACCUCUGGACCCAGAGAACUACACUAAGCUGGAGUUUUCAGAUGAAACAUAUGGAGCCAAUGUUCCAAAGUCGUUUGUGCCUGCUGUAGAAAAGGGGUUUUUGGAUGCCUGCGAGAAGGGCCCUCUUUCUGGUCACAAGAUCUCUGGGCUCCGAUUUGUUUUGCAAGAUGGAGCACACCACAUGGUUGAUUCCAAUGAAAUCUCUUUCAUCAGAGCAGGAGAAGGUGCUCUUAAACAAGCCUUGUCAAAUGCAACAUUAUGUAUUCUUGAACCUAUUAUGUCUGUGGAAGUUACAGCCCCAAGUGAAUUUCAGGGAGCAGUAAUUGCAGGAAUUAACCGGCGCCAUGGGGUAAUCACAGGACAAGAUGGAAUUGAGGACUAUUUCACACUGUAUGCAGAUGUCCCUCUAAAUGAUAUGUUUGGUUAUUCCACUGAACUUAGGUCAUGCACAGAGGGAAAGGGAGAAUAUACAAUGGAGUACUGCAGAUAUCAGCCAUGUUCACCAUCCACACAAGAAGACCUCAUUAAUAAGUAUUUGGAAGCUACAGGUCAACUUCCUGCAAAAAAAGGAAAAGCCAAGAACUAGUUUUCCUCACUUUGAGUUGAUUAGCUUUAACUGAGUCUGCAGGGUUUAGAUACUUUGAUGGAUUCCAGUGGAAUGAAUGCCCACUGCUGAAACAAGAAGUUUUAGAAGUCCUUCCUAUUUCACAUUCAGGAACUUCUAUUAUAUUCAAACAUAAUUAUAUGUAUAUCUCAACUCUGUGGAUUACUUUUAUAGUUCAUUGAAAAACCGCAAAUAAAAUGAUUAUUACUAAAAUGUAUUUGAUAUUUAUUUAAGGGGGGAAGACACUAAUUUCAGUUAUACUUUUAAGCUUAGAAUGUAAGUAAACUUCCUUUCCAAAUUUUUUAUCAUAAGAAUUUUCAACAUACAGAAAAACUGAAAAAACAGUACAAAGAACAGCCAUACCUUCCAUCUAGAUUCAGUAAUGAAUAGUUUUAACAUUUGUUUAUCAUAUAAUUAUUUUGUCUUAUUUGCCUUAUCUGUUUGUCCAUUGUCUCUGUAUUUAAAAGGGUUUUGUUGGUUUUUUUUGUUAUUGUUUUGAUGAAGACUUGAAAGCGAAUUGCAUAUAUCAUGACACUUCUUGGAGGAUCAUUAAUGGGCAGGCUUUUCUGUUUAAGAGUGGAUUUCGUAUGAUUUUAAUAGAGAAUGUUUUUCAUAUUCUUCAUUGGGAUAUUAAAAUACUAGCUAAAUUUCUAAUUGUUUUGUAUAUGGCUGAUUGCUUCAAUUUGUGGUUUCUGCAAAUUUGUAACUGCCUCUGUUUUAGGAGUAUAAAUGUUACUUUGUUGUGGUCCUAUAUGAAGUAAGUAACAGAUCAUUGCAUAUGCUUUUAUUUGUGUUAAUGUUUCUGCAGCCCUAAAUAAUAAAAUAUAAUUUAUAAAAUUGC
Molecule: messenger RNA, 3198 nt
Organism: Cynocephalus volans (Philippine flying lemur)
Lineage: Eukaryota; Metazoa; Chordata; Mammalia; Dermoptera; Cynocephalidae
Gene: GFM1
Product: G elongation factor mitochondrial 1
Exons: 18
Coding region: 69-2339 (756 amino acids)
Biological process (GO): mitochondrial translational elongation
Cellular component (GO): mitochondrion
Molecular function (GO): GTP binding; GTPase activity; translation elongation factor activity
Source: RefSeq, a predicted model, not a curated record